This is a messenger RNA of Arabidopsis lyrata subsp. lyrata, 2511 nucleotides long. Its product is annotated as protein phosphatase 2C 7. The record is from RefSeq and is a predicted model, not a curated record. The transcript has 4 exons. NCBI's taxonomy places the organism in Eukaryota, Viridiplantae, Streptophyta, Magnoliopsida, Brassicales, Brassicaceae. Gene Ontology annotation, molecular function: cation binding; protein serine/threonine phosphatase activity. Gene Ontology annotation, biological process: protein dephosphorylation. Bases 598 to 2142 code for a protein of 514 amino acids.
UGUUCUGUUUACCUUUUUAUUUUGGGUAAAAAUUCCAUUAGAUCCAGGAGAAUCCAUGUUUCGUUUUGGAAAGAUAAAGAUAAAGGCUUCAACUUUUUAGGGUUUUUUUCCUGUGUGUGUGUCAUUCAUGUUAGUGAUUGAAAUCAAUCAAUUCUCUCUGUUUGUUGUCCUUGCUCUUCAAUUUCACCUGACUUUUGUUUUUGGAUAAAGUUUUGAGCUUUGUGUCUUCUCUCUACUCUCUUGUGAUCUCUCUGGAAAUUACAAAAAAAAGGCUGAAUAUUUUUUGGGGGUUUCUAAAUUAGGGUUCGUGUGAGUUUAUUGAUGAAGAUCAAGAGUUAUAGAGGAUCGUAAGAGUGAUCAAAAUCCCACGAAUUCACAAAGGAUCCGUCGCAUAGAUCCGUCAGAUCUGUUCACCGGAGGUACGUACUUCUUCUUGAUUCACUACUCUCUGGAUUAUUUUGUGAGAAUAAACGACGGGUGGGUCUCUGUUGGAAGCUGAGUUGGAUGUAGAGAUCAUCAGACCAUGGCUUAGAGAAGAAUAUGAAGAUUAUUGUAUCGUUUUGCUCCAGUUAAGGUGUAGAAGCAGCAUAUCAACUCAUGGACGAGAUUUCACCGGCAGUUGCACUGACUUUGAGUUUAGCUAAUACGAUGUGUGACUCUGGUAUCUCAUCCACUUUAGAUAUCUCCGAGCUGGAGAAUGUUACUGAUGCAGCUGACAUGUUGUCUAAUCAGAAAAGACAAAGAUAUAGCAAUGGAGUGGUUGAUUGUAUGAUGGGAGAUGUUUCAGAAGAACCAGAAGAGAAAACUUUAUCUCAAGUGAGAAGCUUGUCUUCCGAUUUUAGUGUAACUGUCCAAGAAUCAGAAGAAGAUGAGCCAUUAGUAUCUGAUGCGACUAUUAUAAGCGAGGGUUUAAUUGUUGUGGACGCUAGGUCUGAGAUAAGUUUGCCAGAUACAGUUGAAACAGAUAACGGUCGAGUUCUUGCUACCGCGAUCAUCCUAAACGAGACAACCAUAGAACAGGUUCCCACUGCAGAAGUUCUUAUUACGAGUCUGAAUCACGAUGUGAAUAUGGAGGUGGCAACUUCUGAGGUAGUUAUUAGGUUGCCUGAAGAAAAUCCUAAUGUAGCAAGAGGAAGCAGAAGUGUCUAUGAACUAGAGUGUAUACCUCUUUGGGGCACGAUUUCGAUUUGCGGUGGAAGAUCUGAAAUGGAGGAUGCUGUUAGAGCUUUACCUCAUUUUCUCAAAAUACCCAUCAAAAUGCUUAUGGGGGAUCAUGAAGGGAUGAGUCCAAGUCUCCCAUAUCUCACUAGUCACUUCUUUGGUGUAUAUGAUGGCCACGGAGGCGCUCAGGUUGCUGACUAUUGCCAUGAUAGAAUCCACUCUGCUUUGGCUGAAGAAAUCGAACGGAUUAAAGAGGAAUUGUGUAGGAGGAACACUGGCGAGGGUAGGCAUGUCCAGUGGGAGAAAGUCUUUGUAGAUUGUUACCUAAAGGUCGAUGAUGAGGUUAAAGGGAAAAUCAACAGACCUGUUGUUGGUUCUUCUGAUAGGAUGGUUCUUGAAGCUGUUUCCCCUGAAACCGUCGGAUCAACUGCUGUGGUUGCUUUGGUUUGUUCAUCGCAUAUAAUAGUCUCAAACUGUGGUGACUCUAGAGCAGUUUUACUCCGAGGCAAAGACUCUAUGCCUUUAUCAGUUGAUCACAAACCAGAUAGAGAGGAUGAGUAUGCAAGAAUAGAAAAAGCUGGAGGAAAAGUUAUACAAUGGCAAGGCGCUCGUGUUUCUGGCGUUCUUGCCAUGUCCAGGUCCAUCGGUGAUGAAUAUCUGGAGCCAUAUGUAAUACCAGAUCCCGAAGUGACGUUUAUGCCACGAGCUAGAGAAGACGAGUGUCUUAUAUUGGCCAGUGAUGGACUUUGGGAUGUAAUGAGUAACCAAGAAGCUUGUGAUUUUGCAAGGAGGCGGAUCUUGGCUUGGCACAAGAAGAAUGGAGCAUUGCCUUUAGCUGAGAGAGGUGUAGGGGAAGACCACGCGUGUCAAGCCGCAGCUGAAUAUCUCUCCAAACUCGCUCUUCAAAAGGGAAGCAAAGACAAUAUCUCAAUCAUAGUGGUCGACUUGAAAGCUCAAAGAAAGUUCAAGACCAGAUCUUGAAUCAGUGUACGCUCGAGCUCUUACACUUAUAAUUUUAUUAUUUCUUAUUUCUUAGAAAUUUCCACAAGUUUACAUAAAAAUAAGAAGUGAAAUGUUGGGGGAAGAAGAAUUAAGACCUUGAUGAUGGUGAUGAUGCAUAGCUAAAGUCCAUUCCUUUUUCUCAUGGACUUGAAUGUGUAUGUUUGUUAUGUAUAAGAAGAAUAGAGAAGAGAUGUUUUUUUUUUUUAUAUAUAUAAUUUUUAUUUUGGGAUCUUUAUAAAAAGUAGGUGGAUAUGUUGUAAUAUUGGAGAUGUGGCUUAAGGGAUUGUAACUGAAAUUUAUGUCACAUUAACCUUUUAUUAUACAUAAAUAGUUGUUGAAAGAGAGUAA